Messenger RNA from Corticium candelabrum, 2866 nucleotides. RefSeq lists its product as uncharacterized. Gene Ontology annotation, cellular component: plasma membrane. Lineage: Eukaryota; Metazoa; Porifera; Homoscleromorpha; Homosclerophorida; Plakinidae. Gene Ontology annotation, molecular function: monoatomic cation channel activity. The transcript has 12 exons. Gene Ontology annotation, biological process: calcium ion transport. Bases 1627 to 2763 code for a protein of 378 amino acids. The record is from RefSeq and is a predicted model, not a curated record.
AAGCGAGUCAAUUUAUCUAUUGAACAAAAGAUCGAGAUUCUUGAGAAGCUGGACAGAGGUAUUUCUAAUACAGCUAUUGCUUCUGAAUAUAGCAUUGGAAAAUCCACAGUAACUGAUAUACAGAAAUCUAGGAGCAAAAUUACUCAGUUUGCCGUUGAAGCUAAAGACAAUGGAUUGUUAUUUUAGUAACCCUUGAAUUCGUUCUUACACUCUCACAGUUACUGUAGUUCACGUACUUAUCCUUUUUGAUAGCCAUACAGUGUACUCCUGUUUUCACAAGUUAUGUAAUCAUCGAUAUUACAAACUUCAGACUUAUGAACAUUUCACAAUUACGAACACCCAAUUUCCCGAGGUGUUCGUAUCUUUGAGGUCCUACUGUACCUCACUUUGACGUCACGAAAGCCAUGACGUCCUCCCCUGACCAUAGGCGUGAGAAUCAUGCGUGGAAUGAGGAAGAGCAGCUUCCAUGCUAGCUCGUCACCGGGAUUGUCAUGGAUCUUUCGAAGGGCCACAGCACAACAGUCGUGAAAGAGUGCUCGUGCAGCAGGCUUGAUAGUUUGUACAACCCGUGGGGGAAUGGCCUUGAGAAUGGCAUCCGAGGGCAGAUCCCGGAUAAUGUUCCAGGCUGCAGUCUCUAGGUCAGCAUGGGCAUCCUGUAGGGACACGCGCUGAGGUGGAUUAUGACAAGCGGAAUCUCCAGAGAAUGAAUCCGGCACUGUAAGAGACGGCGGCAACUCAGAAAGGGUCUUCCGGACGUUCCUUCCAGGAGGUGACGAUGCGCCGAGUGUAGUAUGGCCCUGACUUGACCGUUGACCAUCAGAAACGGAUUUCCGAGAACGGCAUUGAGAAGUGUGUUGAUUCAACUUCAAGUACCAUCUUUUGCAGAAUGAGCACUGAAGAAGAUUCAGGCGAGCGAUGAAAUCCCCUGGGAGGAGAUUCGGGUCGUGAGCGUCGCGGAUAUGACACAGAACUCUCUUCAGUGUGUCCGAAACAUGACAAGACUCGUAUGGACAUUUCUCGGCAGAAGACAUUGCCAGAGAACGGACAAGCAAGGCGAAAACAACAAGGCUUCAAGUCUUGGAUUUUGUUUGUCUGUCUGUCUGUCUGUCUGUCUGUCUGUUUGUCAUUCUGUGUCUGUCUAUUUGUCUAUCUGUCUGUAUGUUUGCCUAUCUGUUUGUGUGUUUGUUUGUCUAUCUGUUUGUGUGUUUCUUUGUCUAUCUUCUGUCUGUCUGUUUUUGUCUGUUUUUGUUGUCUGGCUGUGCUCAUAUGAUGUUCGUUUCUUUGUAGGUAAACAAUGUGAUGUGUCUUCUUGGUCAACGUUCUUUCUAUCAGCGUCGUACAACCGAUCAUUGUUGCUACAAUGGACGAGAGUAGAUACGAUCGGAAAAACGGUUGUACUGCAAUUGUACAAGAGAAGACUAUGAAUGUGACUACGGAUACGUUCUAAGUUCAACGACAGCAGACAAAUGCAUAGAAUCCAAACGCAUCACAACGUACAAUCCAAAGAACCACUGCACCGAAGGCGAGACGAUCAGCAUAACUCAAGGAUAUGGUAAGGUGUGAGGUGAUGUAUGCAGAGGUGGAGAAACGAGUCAAUGGACGACGAAACAAGAGAAAUGUGUUGCAAUGGCUCCUGGCAAGUUGACGUUGGAGUCUGAUAUUGAAGGCAGUGGAGUUGCCAUCGGACGACAAGUACAUUUUACAUUGAGACAAAAAAGGGUUUCUUUCAAGAUAUCAAUUAAGAAUCACUCGUACUCGACAGCUGGUAGCUACAACGUGACGGUGAAUGCCAGCAAUAGUGUUGGGUUGUCAACUGUGCAACUAGUGGUGACAGUCUACGUUAUGUUUGCUAUUAACAACGUCAUAUCAACCUUGAAUAUUAUCCCUCCUCACGCCGUUUUACCAACCGACAACGUCACUUUCAUCUGCCAGCCAACAGGCAACACACUCGCACCAAUACAUUACGAAUGGAAGUUUGGAAACGACGACGCAUCGUUCACACUGACACGAAAUCGCACCAUACAUCACGUGUUCGGAUCGACUGGAAAGUUUCUCAUCUCGGUGACUGCAUACAAUCCCGUGUCGACGAAGUCAUCACAUGUUUACGUUUCAGUCUACAGUGCAGUACAGACGUUGCGUCUCGGUUUGAGUCGUUCCGCUGUGAAGGAAAGAGCUACGCUUGAUGAUUUGGAUAGUCUGAUGGCUGAUAGUUUGGUGACUGCAUAUGAUACGAGUCGAUUUGAAGCAUUUGUGGUCUACCCUCCUGCAUCAGAUCAAGUUGAAGCCGAUUUAUCUGUAGUCGCCAACAACAAGGAUGAAAUCUUGCAGUGGGUAAAAUAUGCUGUGGAUGCACACGAAAUCACUGUGGUGUUGACACCACAAAGUUCACAAAUCGAAGGAAGUUCACUGAUUGAAGCAAUUUCAUCACAAGAAGUGAUUGUAAAUCCUCGUAUCCAACCAUCAUCUGCCAAACAUGUCAAUAGUGUUGGUGGUGAAACCAUUGGCAUCAUCAUCAUCACCAUAUUGGCUGUACUCAUCAUCAUCAUAUCCAUCAUAUUUGGCAUGUGGUACAGACAACGUUACUCAAGACUUGAGAACUCAUACUUUAGAUUGAAUCAAGACAGGAAUGUUCACCUUACAUUAGAUGAAGAUGACAGCGAUGACGACUCUCCUCUUGCACUUGCAAGGAGCCACGAUGAUACGAAAGCAACAAACAAUGAUGAUGAUGAUGAAGACGAUGAUAAACUGCUGAAUGACGUGUAAAUAACUGUUACAUUUACUAGAAAUGCAAUGAGUGUGUCCAUAAGGAUUAUUGUAUGUAUCUGCUGGGUUAGCUGUUUAGAGGUAGAUCUUCUGUAUGUGCUCA